Strongylus vulgaris is the source of this 264-nucleotide messenger RNA. Lineage: Eukaryota; Metazoa; Nematoda; Chromadorea; Rhabditida; Strongylidae. The record is from the annotation of a GenBank genome assembly.
CUUACAGCAGCUCUUGCAUCAAACAGUGUGCUUGGAAAGAAAUCAUUUGCUGCAAUUUCUCCAGGCACCACAGCAUCGGUUCAAGUUGCUCAGUUAAGAGAAGGAAAGGACAAUACGACCAUAUGUUUUGCGUACGGUACUGUGUACGGAAAUGUGGAUGCGUCAGCACUACCGUCAUUUCUUACAAUUCAGUUACAGCUGGAUAGCAAAACUAAUGUAGUGACAGAUGCGAUUGUCGAUACUGUCUCAAGUGAGCAUCUUUGA